This is a messenger RNA of Harmonia axyridis, 3759 nucleotides long. It is a transcript of the gene Upf2, whose product is annotated as regulator of nonsense transcripts 2. Bases 112 to 3489 code for a protein of 1125 amino acids. Gene Ontology annotation, molecular function: RNA binding; protein binding. Gene Ontology annotation, cellular component: cytoplasm; exon-exon junction complex. The transcript is spliced from 11 exons. Gene Ontology annotation, biological process: nuclear-transcribed mRNA catabolic process, nonsense-mediated decay. The record is from RefSeq and is a predicted model, not a curated record. Lineage: Eukaryota; Metazoa; Arthropoda; Insecta; Coleoptera; Coccinellidae.
CUAUAGUAUUCUGUGAAUGUCAAUUUCGAAUCAAGAUUUGUGAAGAUUGUUUUCAUUAUUAUAAUUCUUUAACAUAUUUUUCUCUUUCUUUACUCAGUAAAAGUUUUUAUAAUGACUGCACAUACUUCAGAGAAAAAAGAUGAUGAAAAUACACAAGAGAGUGAAGAAGCAGAAAAGGCGGAAUUAGAGCAAUAUAUAAAAGAAUUUCAAGAAAGACUCACUGCAAAGCAAGAACUACGUGCUACAAAUCAAAAUGCACAAAAUAUCCGACCCCCUGAGUCCUCUUUCAGUAAACUGGAUUCAAAUGUAAAAAGAAACACUUCCUUCGUUAAAAAAAUUAAAAACUUUACUGCCAACCAACUGGAAACUUAUAUCAAAGAUAUGUCUGGUUUGAAUUUAUCAAAAUAUAUAUCUGAGGUAGCUGCUGGAUUAGUAGAUGCCAAACUGAAAAUGACCGAUGUUUAUGCAGUUGUAAAGUUGUCUAGUUUAUUGAAUCAAACUUAUGGGGAUUUUUCCCAGCUGUUAUUUGAAAAUUGGCAGAAAAAUUUGUCUAUUAAACCAGGAGAUAAAAUUGCAAAUCCAAGUAAAUUGAGAGUUGAUCUUAGGCUUUACGCAGAUUUGGUGCAAGCCGGAAUUUUUAAUAACAAAAAUUCUUUUACAUUAUUGGGUAAUGUUUUAACAACUUUAAUAAGUAUGGAUAAAGAAGAACAUAGCAACAUGUCAAUUAUUCUUAGUUUUUGUAAACAUUGUGGGGAAGACUAUGCAGGUUUGGUACCAAAAAGAAUGAAAAUGUUGGAAGAAAAAUACAAAAUGCCCAUUCCUCGCAGUACUUUUUUGCCUCCAGAAAAACAGCAAAAUGUGAAGUCCUUACUCAGAGAUUAUUUUAUGAGUCUGAGUAAACAUGUAGUGAAGGAUCAUCAAGAAAUAUUGAAUUUUGAGAAACAAAACAUAAGAAUAUUACAAACCAAGGGAGAAUUAAGUGUAGAAAGAAAAGAAAAAUUACAAAAUAUGCAAGUUGCUUUUGAAAAACUGCAUAAUUCUGCCAAGAGCUUUGCUGAGAUCUUGGACGAGAACAUGCCAUUACUCAAAGCUCAGACACCUGUUCAAAACCAAGAGAAUAUGAUUGUGACAGGAGCCGGUCCAGACAUUGAGGAAGGCUCGCAAUCUUUCAUCGAAAAAAUUUGGGUUGAUUCAGAAACACAAAAAUUCUACUGUCAACUACCUGAACUACAGGCAUUUCUGCCGUCUUCAUUUAUCAACAAGACAACCGCGGUUGCUCCUCCAGAUGUUGUUACAGAAGAAGUACUGGAUUCUGAGCUACCAACAGAAACUGAUGAAAUAUGCGAAGAAGAAGGUAAAAUUGAAGAUACAACACUUGCCCCUGAGGAAGAUGUUGAAGAAACAACUGUUAGCACGGCUAGUAACAAGAUCGUUCUCGAGGCAUUCUUGAAUAAUCUACACAAUUGUGUCAACAGAGAGAUGAUAGACAAUGCAGCCAUCGAUUUCUUGGUGACUUUGAACACUAAACACAACCGCAAGAAGUUGGUACGUGCCCUGUUCGUCGUGAACAGGACACGAUUGGAUCUUUUACCCUUCUAUGCGAGAUUUGUAGCUAUCCUUCACCCCGCUGUUCCCGAAGUAGGAAACGAACUGUGUCAGAUGCUUCGUCAUGAUUUCAAGUACCAUGUCCGAAAGAAGGAUCAGAUCAACAUCGAGUCCAAAAUUAAGGUGGUGCGAUUCAUCGGUGAGCUGGUAAAAUUCCAGCUUUAUCCCAAGAUCGAGGGCCUGUACUGUCUGAAAAUACUCCUGCACGAUUUCUCUCAUCAUCACAUCGAAAUGGCAUGCAACUUCCUGGAGGUCUGCGGUAGAUUCCUCUACUGCAGCCCCGACUCUCACCAACGUACGAAAGUCUACUUGGAACAGAUGAUGAGGAAGAAAUCGGUGUUGACUUUAGAUUCCCGCUACGUGACGCAGAUCGAAAACGCCUAUUAUUACGUGAAUCCCCCGGAGGUUGUUACUGUAGCGAAGAAAGAGAGGCCCGUUCUGCACCAAUUCAUUCGGAAACUGCUGUAUCAAGACCUGCAGAAGAACAAUAUCGAUAAGGUCAUGAGGCUGAUGAGGAGGUUGAAUUGGAGCGAUGAGGCCAUCGCUGCCUAUGCCGUAAAGUGUCUAACGAACGCUUAUAACGUCAAAUAUUACAACAUCAGAUGCUUGGCCAACCUUCUGGCAGGUCUGGUGUCGUAUCAAGAAGAAAUCGGUACCAAAGUAGUAGACGGAGUAUUAGAAGAUAUCAGGUUAGGUAUGGAAAAAAAUUUGCAAAAAUAUAAUCAACGACGAGUGGCACAAGUCAAGUAUUUGGGAGAAUUGUAUAAUUACAGAAUGGUAGAGAGUGCUGAUGUGUUUAAGGUUUUUUACUCCUUGAUAACUUUUGGAGUUUCGCUGGAUCCUUUAGUGACAUCCCCUCUGGAUCCUCCGAAUCAUUUGUUCCGUAUUCGUUUAGUGUGUAUACUACUUGAAACUUGUGGAACUUAUUUCAGUAGCGGAAGCAGUAAGAAAAGACUGGACUAUUACCUUACAUUCCUACAAGGUUACUAUUGGUUCAAGAAGACCCACUGGGGGGAUUCUUUUCCACCCUUCCUAGACCACAUUUUCAAGGAAACCAUUCUAACCCUAAGGCCCAAGUUGAAGCUAUGCCGAAGCUACGAAGACGCUCAGAAGGAAGUGGAGAACAUAAGGGUGUCUUUGGGCAUCGAAAACAUGCUUGCUUCCGAAGCAAAGACCAACGGUGAUUUAUUGGACACCAUAGCGGAAACCGAUAACGAGGAAUUUGGCGAUGAGGAAAUCUCAGAGUCUGCUCCGGGACGUUCCACUGAUGAGACUGCAACGGAAGAUGAGGUUGUGGACCACACACAGGGUUCCGAUGACGAAGGUGAUAUACAGAGUGAAGCGGAUCCUGUGUCCGAGUCGCUUGCAAUACCUGCAGCUCCCAAAAAAGUGGAAUGCCCAGAGGAUGAUGAAUUCCAGAACGCCUUGGACAAGAUGGUUUCCGAGAACAUUCAAGAAAGAAUGAGAGAACCUGUCAAGGCUAGUAAUAUAGAUAUCUCAGUUCCGGUUGUUAUGAAAACGAAUAUGAAGAAGAGUUACGACCAAUUACAGGAACAUGGAGAAGGCGACAACAAUAAAAUAGGCUUUGUUUUGAUGGUUCGCAAAGGCAACAAGCAACAAUACAAAGCUUUCCAAGCGGAUAAAAAUUCCGAACUGGCCCAAAAUUUGAGAGAUCAGGAAAUAGCGCAAAAAGAGGAGAAAGAGAGGGUGAAGCGUCUGACUUUGAAUAUAACGGAGCGUUUAGAGGAAGAAGAUUAUCAGGAAUUAGUACAACAACAAAAUAGACCUGUUACGCAGAAUUACAACAGGGAAAGAAAAAAGUAUCAGCAUCCCAAAGGAGCUCCAGAUGCCGAUUUGAUAUUUGGGCCGAAAAAAGUUAGGUAAUAAAAGUAAUCUACGUGAAGGAGGAAAAAAAGGUGUGCGAAUUCGAACAUGACAUAACGAAGAAGCCGAGGCAAAGAAAUUUGUAGUCAAGAGUUCCAAGAUAACUUUGAGUUUGUUAUGAAGCCUGUCAUAAAAAGAUGUUGAGGUCAAAAAAAAAAAAUAAUUGAUGUAAUUAACAUGAUUAUUUUGAGUUAAACUUUAUAGAAAUGAUGUGAAGUUGAGUUAUAUUGAAGAAGUAUCGCCAAUAGAAACUCUUUUCAGUAAAAUCAA